AAGGCAGCCGUUAAAUACAUGGGUGGGGCAAACUCCAUAGAGCAGUUACGAAAUUUCAGAGAACAUCUCACGUCGUCAUAUAUCAGCCUUUUAACAGCAGCAAUGGAGUACUGAUUUCCAUCAAAGGUGCAAUUUGUAAAAUAUAUAUGUCAUCGUUAUCCCCUCCUUCAUGGCUAGGCGUGGGAAGUCACCUUCUACCCAAAGCUGUAAACGUUCAAAGAAGGCAGAUCACUGGCCUACAACGUAGAGAAACACAUUUGUCAGUGAUCAGGUCGUUAUCGAAGAAUACAAGAAUAUGCAUGACCCCUCAGUCGAGAGAAGUUCUCCUUGCUCGUGACGAACGUGAAGAGAACCACCCUUUAGUUAAAAUGUGUGGAAUUACAUCACCUGAAGAUGCUGCUCUAGCAGCAGAAGCUGGUGCUAAUUUUAUUGGGAUGAUUCUUUGGCCUAACUCAAAACGUUCUAUUUCACUUCCUGUUGCAAAGGAAAUUUCAAAAGUUGCACGGGCAUAUGGGGCGGAACCUGUUGGUGUAUUUGUGGAUGAUAACACCGACACAAUAUUAAGAGCUUCUGAUGCAGCUGACCUUGCACUUGUGCAGCUUCAUGGAGAUGGUUCUCGGGCUGCUUUUCCGAUUCUUGUGCAAGAAAACCGAGUAAUUUAUGUUCUUCAUGCCAACAAAGAUGGAGACCUUCUGAACCAUAUUUCUGAUGAAGAAUGUUCUCUUGUUGAUUAUAUUCUAGUGGAUAGUGCGAAGGGUGGCAGUGGUGAAGGAUUCAACUGGUCCCAGUUUAAACUACCACCGAUUAAAAGCAAGCAUGGAUGGUUCUUGGCAGGAGGAAUCUACCCUGAGAAUGCGUGUGAAGCUCUUACUACUCUUGGACCACAUGGAAUUGAUGUUAGUAGUGGAAUUUGUGCUUCAGACGGCAUUCGAAAGGAUAAGUCGAAGAUUACAUCAUUCAUGAACGCGGUUAAGUCCAUCCAUUAUUGAUUUUUUUAUGAGGAAUAGUAAUCCUCAAAAUGUGAUAGUAAUUGGCAUUACAAAUUGUCAUUGAACUCAUUUAUGCAAAUAACAUCUCCAUCUCCAUAUUCUACAGAAACUCUUAUAAUUUUGUCGAAAGUCGAAAUAAAUUGGUUAUAAAGAGUCAGUUUCCCCUUCAUUCUGAAUUUGGAGAAGCAUA
Molecule: messenger RNA, 1179 nt
Organism: Cornus florida
Lineage: Eukaryota; Viridiplantae; Streptophyta; Magnoliopsida; Cornales; Cornaceae
Product: N-(5'-phosphoribosyl)anthranilate isomerase 1, chloroplastic-like
Exons: 5
Coding region: 147-989 (280 amino acids)
Biological process (GO): L-tryptophan biosynthetic process
Molecular function (GO): phosphoribosylanthranilate isomerase activity
Source: RefSeq, a predicted model, not a curated record